AUGGUAGAAGAUGGUAGGUAUGAGCAAUAUCCAUGGGGGAAAAUAGCAUUUUCAAAAUUGAUAAAAGGAAUGCGUCAGGAGUUUUCAAAUGCCAAACAAAUAUAUCGUCUAGGCGGCAUGCCAUACACUCUGAAUGUUUGGAUAUAUGAAUGUGCAUCUCAAGUUCCCUCUGAAAUUGCUGUAAGAGUGGGUAAUAAAAUUCCCAGAAUUCUUAACUGGCGUGUUGUCGCCGUGAAGCCAAAAUUUGAGACCUUCAUGUCUACCAUCUUCAGUGAGUAUCCAUGCUCCAACAUUGUCCAAUCUCAACAUGAAAUGGAAUCUAUUGUCAUUCAUGGCAGCCAACAGAAACCUGAAGUUUUAACAUCGGCUGCCAAGGUCAAUUUCAGAAAACCUCAUGAAAUCCCUGGAUUUGAGGACUUUUCAACAACAACACCCACAGAAUUAUUAAAAAGAUCCAGUCAUGUCGCUGAUACAUCUUCUCCACCUCCUUCCAAGAGAAUGAAGACUUCCCCUGCUAAAAAGCCAAUUCAAGUAGAAACAGCCAACAUGCACAAGGAUUUCAUACCACCAAAUGAAUCAGAAAAACCUGUUUCUCCUGACAAUGUACCAGGGGCGAAGUCAGCUGUAGGAGGUGAAUCUUCCGGUCAUUCGGAUCAAAUUAUUCAUAUGCAAUUCAAAGCAUUGAAGACGGCCAUAAAGAAGUCUCUAAAGAGAUACGUUGACCGGAAGUUCAAGCAUUUGGAGAAUAAAAUUGAUUCAAAUCACAUUGAUCUUUUGAAAGCCAUCGACAGUAUGGCGAAUCGAAUGACUGGCACAUCAUCUCAAAGACCUGAACCAUCCACCAUGAUAAAUCAGGUGGACAAUAUAUCGGAACAAAGCAUUUCAGCAGAUGUUCCUGAAUUAUUUGAUCAGCAAGAAGAUGAACCAUCCGUCAAGAUACAAAAGGUGGAUGAUGUAUCACAACAUAACAUUGUAGCAGAUGAUGAUGUAUCAGCACACCAAAUGGAACCACAAAGAGCAGAUACUGAUCAGCUUAUUGCUGAUUAUGAUACAUUACAGAACACUGGAAAGAAAGAUGGAAGAGUAGCCGAUGAUAAAACUGACAAAGUAGAAGAGCAAGUUGAGGAGAUUGAAAAAGAAAAAAUCAAACCAAGCACAUCAGAAUCCAAUACUUCAGCACCAUUUUCGAUCAAAACUCUGGAUGUGAUAGAUGCUCUAAUAUACGGACUUCCAUUACCAGUCAUGCCAUUGACAGCUGUUAGUCAUGAGCAAGUUCAGGAUGAAUGUCUAUUACGCGAUAGCCAGCUACCAACCACUCUUCCAUCAAAAGCCAAUGUAUUGUCUGGCGAUGCAAAGAUACCAUUUCGAAGAAGCAGGAUUCCUUCGAAGAUCUUACAGUCACCGUAUCUUUCAAACUUUGGGUCGAGUGAAAAAGGAAAGAAAAAUUUGUCAGCUGUUAUGCAUCAAGACACACCCUUUUGA
Messenger RNA from Solanum dulcamara, 1482 nucleotides. RefSeq lists its product as uncharacterized. NCBI's taxonomy places the organism in Eukaryota, Viridiplantae, Streptophyta, Magnoliopsida, Solanales, Solanaceae. The record is from RefSeq and is a predicted model, not a curated record. The transcript has 7 exons. Bases 1 to 1482 code for a protein of 493 amino acids.